Dioscorea cayenensis subsp. rotundata (Guinea yam) is the source of this 960-nucleotide messenger RNA. RefSeq names its product protein trichome birefringence-like 26. Gene Ontology annotation, molecular function: O-acetyltransferase activity. The record is from RefSeq and is a predicted model, not a curated record. The coding region runs from base 1 to 960 and encodes 319 amino acids. The transcript is spliced from 4 exons. Lineage: Eukaryota; Viridiplantae; Streptophyta; Magnoliopsida; Dioscoreales; Dioscoreaceae. Gene Ontology annotation, cellular component: Golgi apparatus.
AUGGCAGAUGAGAAGGUGAUGAUGGGCAGAGAGCCAUUGCUUGAGCAUGAGAAGACGAAGAGCAUCAAGCAGAUAUUGUUGAAGUCCAUUGCGGGAGUUCUCUUGGUCGGCUUUGCUUGCUACCUCUUCCUUGACAGCUUCACCUCAUUGACACCAGAGACCGAAAUAAACUUAUUGCCGUUAGAGAAAGCAGUGAACGAACAGCAUCCAAAGAAAGAAGUAUGUGACGUUUCAACUGGAGAGUGGAUUCCAAACCCUUCAGGACCAAUUUACACCAAUGCAACCUGCAAUCAUAUACAAAAUCAUCAGAAUUGUAUGAAGAAUGGAAGGCCUGACACAGGUUACCUUUACUGGAGAUGGAAACCAAGUAACUGUGACUUACCUCCCUUUGAUCCAGUGAAAUUUCUGAAUAAAAUGCGUGAUAAAUCAUGGGUAUUUAUCGGCGACUCCAUUUUCCGCAAUCAUUUUCAGUCCUUGACUUGCAUGCUCUCUAAGGUGGAAGAGUUAGUUGAGACUUAUCAUGACUCAGCAUACCGCUGCCAGACAUUGUUCAGUCCAAAUUACAACUUCACUCUUGCAGUCAUUUGGGCACCAUAUCUUGUUCAAUAUGAGUCUAUUGACUCAGAAACCUUAAAUAUUCAUCUUGACAUCUUGGAUAGCAAGUGGUCCAGUGAGUAUAACAAGUAUGACUAUGUGGUGAUCUCUGGUGGCCAGUGGUUCUAUAGAUCAGCAAUCAUGUAUGAGAACAACAAAGCCGUUGGUUGCCAUAACUGCCCUUAUGAGAAUCUCAGGGAACUUGGUGUAGGAGAGCCUUACAGGAAGGCACUCCAGUUGACUCUCAAUUUCAUGGCCAGAGCUGAGCACAAGCCCUUUGUUAUCUUUAGGACAUGGACACCAGACCAUUUUGAGUAUGGAAAGUGGUACAAUGGAGGGAUCUGCAACAGGACUAAGCCAUUUUAA